This is a messenger RNA of Zea mays, 959 nucleotides long. RefSeq lists its product as uncharacterized. The record is from RefSeq and is marked predicted. The coding region runs from base 51 to 629 and encodes 192 amino acids. NCBI's taxonomy places the organism in Eukaryota, Viridiplantae, Streptophyta, Magnoliopsida, Poales, Poaceae. The transcript is spliced from 2 exons.
GCUAGACCGCCUACUCUCCCCAUCCCUCGCCGCCUCGCUUCACCCCACCUAUGGUCGCCGCUGCUCGCAUCGCCCUGCGGCCCCCACCUCUCUCUCCCUUUCUCCUCGCAACGCCGCCCCCGUUUGUCCACCAAGUCACCACGCGCCUGGGAGAUGGAUCAAGGGGCGCGCAGCAGUCCGGUCAAGACACGCUCAACGAAAGCUUCAAGAUAGCACGGGAGAUGGAAGCCCCACCAUCGGCUAGGAAUCGUUGCAUCACGUCAUCCGAUUCCUCUCCCUUCCGUUCCUUUGCUUUCGUGGUGGAUGAGAAGAAAGCGGCGAAGGGCGCAUCGGAAAAGAGAGCCUGGAGGAGGAGGCACACCAUCCUUCCUCUUGCACACGGAGUCCUCAAGCUUUCUCCUCACCUUGCUGGAAUUCCGGGUGCCAUACAUCAUCUCUGUCGGCAGGCAUGUUGCCCUUCUGCCUCGCUCGCAGUUCUUCCAAGGGCUGCCCGUCUGUGUGGUCUGGUUUGGUUUGGUGAUGCUAAUACCCCUUUUGUUAGUUCGUCACCUCCCAACCUGCUACACGAAGGGAUAAAAUUUCAUUCCCAAGCUGCUAAAUGGGGCAUAAGUGGUUUCAUCUCAGAAUAAAAAACGAGUGCUGCUGGAGUAUUAUGAUGCCUUUCUAGGCACAUGGUCUUAUUCUACGGGCUACCUGCUAUGGGAUUUGACUAAAACACACAUUUACCUUGCUUGUGGUGAGCUCUUUGGUGGGAAACGUUUGAUGAAGCCAUGUUUCCAUGUUUAGAGAAUCACAUCACAGUCGGACCUGGAACUCUGGAAGAGAAUACCUAAGGGCUAGCAGGAUCAACAAUUGAUUACAUGGUUUCUGUAAUUUUUUGUACUGAACUGAAUUUAAGCAUUUAUGUUAUAUUAUAAAGUUCAAUUUAGAAGGUAAAAACAAAAUUGUUUUGUGCUAAA